GUUCAAGUUGGGUUGGUGCGCGCCCGCUGUGGUUAUGGGGGUGGGGGGAGAUCUGUGGCCUGGUAUUUCUGCUUACAUGAAAUGAAGAGCUGUCAAAGAAGUGAGGCCUAUGCGAUUAGUGUUAUAGACUGUUGGAGUUUAAACCGCAAAGAUGGCAGCAUCUGUUGGAGAAAGCCAGAUCCAAAGGAUAAUCAGAGACCUGAAGGAUGCAAUUUCGGAAUUAAAUCGAGAACACAAGGAAAACGGUGAGCCGAUCACUGAUGACAGCACCAACUUGCACAAAUGCUGCUUAAAAUUAGAAUACCUCCUUCAGUUUGACCAGAAGGAGAAAACUACUUUCCUCGGCACCAGGAAAGACUACUGGGAUUAUUUCUGUAAUUGUUUGGCCAAGGUGAAAGGAGCUAAUGAUGGAAUUCGCUUUGUGAAGUCUAUCCCAGAGCUGAAAACUUCCCUUGGGAAAGGUCGAGCAUUUAUUCGGUAUUCCUUGGUCCAUCAACGCCUGGCUGAUACAGUUCAACAAUGCUUGAUGAAUGUAAAAGUCACAAGUGACUGGUACUAUGCCCGAAGCCCGUUGCUGAUGUCUCAUCUCAGUUCUGACAUUACUGAUCACCUGUACGAGCUGAAUGAAGUGCAGUUUGACUUGGCUUCUAGAGGACACGAUUUGGAUGCUUCUUGGCCAACAUUUGCACGGAGGUCGUUCAGUUUAUCUCAUUCUCCAUCGCAUCUUUGGAAACCACCAAGUAGAUGCUCAAGUGUAAGCAGUUUGGUCAGCAACUAUUCACAAGCUCCAGACUGUUUAUUGGCUUCAGAAAUAAACAACCCGUUGAUCGCAGAGCAGCUGGAAACCCUUGAUGAGUUACGUGCUGAACUCGAUCAGUCUGAUAUAAAGCAGAGGGAGAUGCAAGAGAAGAUCCAGCAGAUUGAACUGGAGAAGGAGCGGUUACAGAGGACAAUAGCUUUGAAUGAGCAAACUGCAGAAGCUAGGAAGGAAUCAACUGCUCAUACCGUGGAAGUAAAUCAUAAGCUGAAUCAGAUGUUGGAAGAAUUAAAUCGGGAUUUUGCAGAUUCUGUUUUUGCUAACGCUAUGGUUAAGGAAUUUCAAAAAUCUUUGCAGAUAUUUGAAGACAGUUCCAGUGAAAAACAGAAGGAGCUUCAGGAGAAGAUUUUGGAGCUAGAAGACUGCACAGCAAAGUUUCAGUCAUUAACACAAGAACUGGAAAGGAUCAAGGCUUCUGAGGAGACAAAAGCUGGCAUUGUUAGUGAGCUUCGGACCAAGCUAAUUGCAGCGGAACAGAAGAAUGUAGAGCUGCUCGCACGGAUUGAUGCUAUUCUGACUGAAAAAGGGCAACUAACAGCAACCCACUAUGAUUCAGCACAGAAGAUCCAUGAGCUUCUUGACAAGCUGAAUGACGCUGAGUGGGAGGAAAUUGGGUUGCAGAGAUUAAACAAUAUACAGCAGUCUCAGCUGAACAAGUUAACAAAUGAUUUAGAAUCAAAACAGUCCCUAAUAAAUGAGCUUGAAUUAAAGCUAAAAGAAGCAGCUUCAAAGCUUGAGGAGAAGAAUGCUAUGCUUGCAAAGAAAGAUGAAGAGAUAGAAAGUACCCUGAAUAAAUUGAGAGAAAUUAAAAGUGUACAUGAAAUGGACCCUACAGAUCUUGAAUCAGGGCAGAAGUCAGUUCAGGAAUUGAGAAAAGAGCAAGAAGAAAUGCAAAUCAAAUAUGAAGAAUUAAAGGUCACUUUAGAGAAACAAGUAAACAAUCUUUCCAACCAUCUGCAAUCCAAAGAAUUGGAAUUAUCUGCUGCUCAUAACAAGGCACAGAAUCUUCUGGAGACUCAAAAUAAGCUUUUGGGUGAGAAAGAAGAUCUUACAAAAAAAUUGCAAGGUUUAGAGGAAAUACUAGCCAAGUUGAACACUAGGACAGAAGACCUUAAUGUUGAAUAUCAGAAAUUGCAAGUUGAGAGCAAGAAACACCAACAGAUUGUGCAGAAACAUGUUGAAAGAGAGGAAGAAUUGGAGAAGACGUGUUUAACUCUUGAAACUGAGAUAGAUAGAUUGAAUGCAUCAGAGAUGCAAUUGCAGGGCCAAAUAGCAGAUGCCAUGGUGACAGUGGACGAAAAAGAAACCAAGAUAAGGGAAGAAAACAGGCAGUUGAAUGAGAAACUGCAAAAUGCUCUCAGGCAGGUUAAAAGAGCAGAAACAAAGCUGGAAAAGAAUCAGAUGGAAUUUGAUGAUCUGAAAGUAGAAAAAAAUACUUUGAAUGACCGCUUACUAAACCUCCAAGUAUGUUGCCAGUCUAAGGAAGAACUGAUUUCAGACCUGCAGAAUAAAUUGGUCGAAUCAAAGCAGAAUGAAGAUGCACUUGUUUCCCUUCUAGAUAAGAAGGAAGGUGCUUUGCUUGAAAAGGCUAGCACAUUAAAGGAGUUAUCGGAAAAGAUUGAGGAAAGUCAGGUAGCGAUAGAGGCUUUGGAGAGAGAAAAGUUGACUUUUGAGAGUAACUUUAAGCAGCAAACGGUGCUUUCAGAAAGCCUAAUGGCUGAGAAAAAUGCAAUAGUUGAAGCUCAACUACAGGCAAGAGAGCUUCAGGAGAAAGAAGUGCAGGAAAUAAAUGCAAAGUUAGUUACUACUAAAAGUCAGCUUGAAAUUCAGCAGGCUGAAGUAAUGAGGUUACAGGCAGAGAGCGAAGAGUUCAAACUAAAGCUUAAACAUGCUCUUGAGGAAAAGGAAAAUAUAUGCAGUAAUCUAAACCUUGCAGUAUCCUCCAAGGAAGACUACAGAGCCUUGGUUCAAAAUCUAAAAGAACAGAUACAAUCAAUUAAUCAUGAUCAUGCUGAGAAACUCUUGCUGUUUAAAGAAAAAGAAGAUUCCCUUAAAAAAGAAAGGGAGAAAUCAGUGCAGCAGGUAAUUGAACUUGAGGAACAACUUGUGACUGCUAAAGAAGAAUUGUCCCAGCUGAAACAAUAUAUUGAAAAGAUAGAUGUUGAAAAUAUGGAGAGCAAAGAUCUACUCCACAGGACGAACACUGAACUUGCGGAACUUGGUAUGCAGAUUUGUACACUCAGUGCAGAGAAAGCCGACGCUGAGAAGAAAUGUAUUAUGGUUUCUCAACAACAAACAGCGUUUUGUGAGGAGGUCAAAGUAGAACAAAACCAACUAAAUCUUAAUGUUUCCAAACUCAAGAGUGAGAAUGAACAGCUGCUGGAGGAGUUAAGGAGGUCCAAUGAGUCAGAAGCAACUAUCAUAGAAUUGCAGAGAAAGCUAGCACAAGCACAACAGCAAGCAAAGAACUGCCAGGAAGCUGCGAGAGAAGAGUUGUCAGCAGUCAAAUUUCAGAUGAGUGGAGAGAUGAUGGAUUAUCAGAAUAAAUUAAAGACCAUUAUUGAAGAAUUGGAGGCUGUGAAAAAGGAUCUUACUGAGCGACAAAGCCAAAUAACCUCAAUGGAUAAACAACUCCUCGAAGUUCAGGAUCGCAAUCGCAAAUUAAUGGAAGAAGUGGAACGAAAAGCACAGACAAUUGUGGAUUCACAGUUAUUGAGAAAUGAAAAGGAGGAGAAGCUAAAGUCCCUUUCAGAAAACUUGAUCAGUACUCAGCAGGAAUUGGAAGAUGUAAAAAAGGAGCUUGAAGAUUAUAAACAACACCUCGAGAAGACCCAAGAAGAGACUGAGAGAAAUGAACAAAAACUUGUGGCUGAAUUAGCUGACAUGAACAGAACUAAAGAGUUUUUGGAAGAGCGCUUAAUCGAACUUAUUAAAGAUAAGGAUGCCCUGUGGCAAAAAACUGAUGCAUUGGAAUUUGAACAAAAACUCCGUGCAGAAACUCGAUGGCUUGGGGACAAGGAGGUUAACCACUGCCUGGAUUGCCAGAGUCAGUUUACAUGGUGGUUACGUCGGCAUCACUGCAGGCUCUGUGGGCGUAUCUUCUGCUACUACUGCAGCAAUAAUUUUGUAAUGACAAAACACAGUGGUAAAAGAGAGCGAUGCUGCAGAGCCUGCUACACAGAACAUAGCGCUGUGGUUCAAAGACUGAAUGAUCCUGGUUCUUCCAGUACUCCAAACAGCCCUGAUGAAUCACCCUCACACUCCGCUUCUGAAGGACCAACUAGCAGAAACACAGAAAGUUUCACCAAACCAGACGAUGCAACUUUUGACAUCAUUACAGAUGAAGAGUUGAAUGACAUUGAUGAUAACGAUUGUUCUUCAGAAUUAGGAAACCAGCUUCUCGUUCAUUCCCUGUGCAGUCCUGGAUUAGCCCUUGGAGUGGAGAGUGCCUGCUCUGCCGUAGACCCUACAGGCCUGGAAGAUUUGAUGGAUGACCCUAGGUGUUUGUAGCUGGAGGGUGCAGACGUGCUGACAGUGUCCUGCCUAGCUGCUACAUCACCUUCCUUGGCAGCGACUUUUAAUAGGAUUGGG
Molecule: messenger RNA, 4408 nt
Organism: Rhincodon typus (whale shark)
Lineage: Eukaryota; Metazoa; Chordata; Chondrichthyes; Orectolobiformes; Rhincodontidae
Gene: fyco1a
Product: FYVE and coiled-coil domain autophagy adaptor 1a
Exons: 16
Coding region: 152-4327 (1391 amino acids)
Biological process (GO): positive regulation of autophagosome maturation; plus-end-directed vesicle transport along microtubule
Cellular component (GO): autophagosome; late endosome; lysosome
Molecular function (GO): metal ion binding
Source: RefSeq, a predicted model, not a curated record